This is a messenger RNA of Ilex paraguariensis (yerba mate), 1927 nucleotides long. NCBI's taxonomy places the organism in Eukaryota, Viridiplantae, Streptophyta, Magnoliopsida, Aquifoliales, Aquifoliaceae. The record is from the annotation of a GenBank genome assembly.
UCCAGUUCGACCAUAAUCCAAGCGUCUACUGAUUUUCCAGGCCAGUUGUUAUUACACCCUCAGUUUCCAUAUUCAAGUGUGGCUCCUGAAUCCAUGUAUUCAUUGGAGGUCACUCCUGAAAAGGAUAUGACUGCAAACACGAACAGCCUUGUUCCUGAUAUAGAGUCAUCAAUAAAUUUAAGUGUCAACUCCCAUACUCAGAAAAGGAGAAAGUCUUCGGGUUCAUCUUUAGUCGACCUUCUCGAUGCAGAACAGUUUGACACUCCUGAUGCCGCAACAUCAUGUUGUGUCAGUACUGUGGCAAGCUCAGCCACAACUACAGUUGCGAAUCGCAGAAUUAACUUUGCUCAUAAGACUAAUUGUUCAGAAAAUGAAUGCAAGAGGUCCAAUUUUCCUCAUUCUCUCACAUUCAGUGAUCAUAAUGGGUCAUGUGUGUCUUCUGGUCUUGUUAUGGACAUGAGACUACAUAUCUGUUGUUCAUUCUGCAAAAUUCCAUUAGGUCUUCCUGAGAACAAUCUAUGUGUUUUGUGCUUAUCAACAACUUCAUCAAAAAUUCACUUGGCAUCUCUCUGGAAAUUGACAUCAGAACCUCGAGCCAUGAAUAUAUCAAGCAUACCUGUCUUGGUAUCUGACAUAUCAUCAGUUGAUCAGCGACUAUGUAACAGAAGUUCAAGUGGGGCUUCAGGAGAGGGAAUUUGGUGCGAAGAAGAUGGCUGUGUAUUCAGUACUGUUUUCUGCCCCUUCUGCAGUAAUCCCAAUAAUUGUCUUGGCGUACAGGUGAUGGCCACUGAUGCAUCAAACGUACAGUUACUCAACAAGAUACUGUUUUAUUCCAAUCGUUUGGAGAUUAAGAAUGUUGAUGCAUCAAAGGACAAGGAUCUAUCGCCAUCUAGUGGUUCUUACAUUGGUGAAAGAGGAGUUCUAAAUCCCAUUGAGAAAUUCUCAUACUUUCCCCCACAGAAGAGCUUGGGAGGGUGGAAGACUACAAAAUCAAAUGUUAGACUCAGAAAGCUUUGAGAUCUUAGGGUGAUCCAUUUUAGGUGCAAAGUAACAUCUUGAGUCUUGCAGAUGCGACUGCCAAAGAGGGGGCUUUCCACUGCAUAUGGACAGCCCUAACGAAGCCAAAAAGUCCUCUCCUCUCAUGGCCAAAGGCUCUGCAACACAUUGGAGAGCUUUUAGAUCCCGGUCUCAAACACUCUCGAUCCCAAGUGAUCCUCACUGUUACUGCCUUAAUAGAUGUGACCUUUGUGCAAUCAAAAGAAAAGCUAAAGACGUGACAACUGAUCCAUGUUAAAGGCAAGAGGCUGUCCAGCUCGAUGCGAUACUAAAUAAAGGAAUAGAUGUGACCUUUGUGGAUAUCUAUUUUUGUUGUAUUUGAUAACAUAGGAGAAGAGAGUAUGCUUCUUGGGACUGAUUGGAAGUUAGGGUAAGAUGUAGAGGUUCUCCAACAAACAUGCAGUUUAAGGUUGAAGAAAGGAUGGCCACUGUAAGAAGUGUGGAGUAACUCCUCUUUCAGUGGUGCUGAUACGAGUUUUGUUGCUGUUACAUGUUGGAUCACAAACCACUGCUUCCCGGAGAGAGACUUGUUGCAGUGUACUGUAACCAGAUGAAAUAGUACUUGAUCAGCAAUCUGUCACCUGUUCCCUCUGGGUCUUAACCCAAUGAGAUACCAAUUAACAAGUCAAUCAGCUAUCUGGUGUCUUGGUUUUCUACUUCAAGGUGAGCCAGAACUGAAUGUCUAUCAGGGCAUUUCUUGUGAUCAUUCUCUGGUCUAACUAGGUAUCAGUCUCUGAGGGCAAUGGCAGUUUGGUAGGGCAGCUGCAGGUUUCAAGCUACAGCUGAGCUGUUAUGUGCGAAGUGUUUCACUACUUGGAACCAGAACUUAUGCAUUUGAUACAUAAAGUGUUACCUCAGUGUUUGUGAGAUG